AACCUCUUCGGUCAGAACUUAUCUCGUUUCUCAAACACAAUUCUGAUGUUUUCGCUUGGAAGCACGAGGAUAUAAAGGGUAUCGACCCCGGUGUUGCUAGCCACAAGUUGAACCACGAUCGAACCAUCCGGCCUGUUGUACAAAAGAGAAGAAAACUGGGGUCGGAUCGUCAUAAGGCGUUGGAAGAAGAAGUCAAAAAACUCAUCGACAACAAGUUCAUCAAGGAAGCCAAAUACCCGACGUGGGUCUCAAAUCCUGUUCUUGUCAAAAAGAGCAAUGGGCUAUGGAGACUGUGUAUCGAUUUUUCCAACCUGAAUAAGGCGUGCCCGAAGGACAGUUAUCCGCUUCCCCACAUAGAUUAUAUGGUUGAUGCAACUUCGGGACAUGAGUUGAUGAGUUUCAUGGAUGCUUACUCGGGCUAUAAUCAGAUUCCUAUGGAUCCUGAAGAUUCUGAACACACCUCAUUCUAUUCGGCCCGAGGCUUGUACUGUUAUACUAUGAUGUCGUUUGGGUUAAAGAACGCCGGAGCCACAUAUCAACGCCUCGUCAACAAAAUGUUCGCUACAUUGAUCGGUCACACUAUGGAAGUUUAUGUUGAUGACAUGGUCGUCAAGUCGGUGCACGCCUCUGAUCAUAUAACGCAUCUUCAAGACAUGUUCGCCAUCCUCCGAUCUUAUUCCAUGGUCUUAAAUCCUAAGAAAUGUACUUUUGGAGUUGAAUCGGGAAAAUUUCUGGGCUAUAUGGUCAGCCAGCGCGGAAUUGAAGCCAAUCCGGCUAAAAUAAAGGCCAUUCAAGAUCUAACUCCCCCGACCUCGGUUAAGGGUGUGCAGGCCCUAACCGGCCGACUUGCUGCACUCAACCGGUUCAUCUCCAAGUCUACAGAUCGUUGCACACCCUUUUUCGAAGCAAUCAAAAAAGGAAAACGUUUUGAAUGGACCGAGGAAUGCAAAAAAGCUCUCGUUAGCAUCAAGGAGACGCUUGCCUCUCCUCCGACUUUACAAAAGCCAAGACCCGAGGAAAUGUUGUUCUUAUAUCUCGGAGUCAGUGAUUCUGCCAUUAGCGCUGUUCUGAUACGUGAAGAAGAACUGUUGCAAUCACCUAUCUAUUAUGUCAGCAAAGCCUUGCACGACGCCGAACUGCGUUACCCUCCGAUGGAAAAGUUGGCGUUUGCACUUGUAAUAGCAGCCCAGAAAUUGCGACCUUAUUUCCAAAAACAUUCUAUAACUGUUCGCACUUCGUAUCCACUUCGGCAAAUCCUGCACCGACCUGAUACCUCGGGACGCAUGGUAAAAUGGGCCAUUGAGCUCGGACAAUUCGAUAUCCAUUAUCAACCGAGGACCGCGAUCAAGGCACAAGCCUUAUCUGACUUCAUUGCCGAGUUCACUCCGGCCAUAACAGUUCAUCAUGAUGAUCAACCAUGGGUCCUCUAUAUUUAUGGAUCUUCAACAGCCAACCGAGCAGGUGCAGGGAUAGUUUUAGCUGACCCGGAAAACCGGUUAUUCUGUCACUCGGUGAAGUUCCUCUUCCCGGCAACCAACAAUGAAGCCGAAUACGAAGACUUGCUAUCCGGAUUGAAUUUGGCGGAAUCCAUGAAC
This is a messenger RNA of Striga hermonthica, 1595 nucleotides long. NCBI's taxonomy places the organism in Eukaryota, Viridiplantae, Streptophyta, Magnoliopsida, Lamiales, Orobanchaceae. The record is from the annotation of a GenBank genome assembly.